AUCAGCGGCCUUUCCUGUGUCACUUCCCCAUUGGAACAUGCAUAGAGAGGUACGCCAUUAUCCUACCUUAGGAGUAGAAUCGUCGUGAAACCAAAAGCAAAACCAAAACCAAUCCCGCACUCAUAGAAAGUGAGACAAACAUCCAGUGAUUGAUUGUUUGGAACGGAUCAGAAAUUGCUGAAUUUAACCCUUAACCCAAUCCUUGAGGAACUGAUCACAUAUGUAUUUCUCGUCUUGGAGGAGCUCUCAAGUGAAACCUGGAAGGUGGCAUGAUGCCAUCUUCGCCCCAUUACUCAACAUGAGACUGCAAAGCUAUUUAAUUGCCACUCUCUUCAUUGUCGGACUCGUUCCGAGGUCGGAAAGUGUUCCCCUCCACCCACCGCUUGGUGCACCCCAAAAUGGUGCCAUGAUGGCACAAAGGACGGCCUUGGAAGACAACGAAAACGCUUUCAAGGUGCCUUUUCCUUCGUCACCCGUUGGAUUUCGGUCCAAUGGGCAGGGCGAGGAAAUCAAUCUACUGGAGUACUUGAGACCUCAGAUGGCCGUCAAAAGCCACCAGAAGGCCGUCAAUGACGACGACGAGGAGGUAAACGUCAAUCAGGAUACAGCACAAGACAUGGAGGAGCUGCAACGUCUCCUGGAGUGGCAAAGGCAAAGGCAGAUGAUCCUGAGGAGUCUUAGACCGACGAAGGGCCUUCAGCAAUUCGGGCAUAUCCAGAAAUUCGGCGAACCUAGCCGCCCGAAGCGCCGUGGAUCCUGUUUGUUUCACGCGGGUUUGGCUCACAAUUGUGACUACAGGGACGUGGUUGGGGCCGUGAAUGCCAUCACUCAUUGGGGAUCGGAUAGUGGACCCGGUAAACGACGACGAAAGCGAUCGAUUCAACAACACGCCACAGACCAGAUCAUUCCCCGUUGGAAUUGAGAUCUUGGGACACCAUACAGUAACGAUCGACUUUAGGAGUCUUGUGGAACCAGGGUGGAACUUCAUCAGAACACUAUUUUAUCCAAUGCUGACAAGAUGGAACGAACUAUUUUGUCUAAUAUUAUUUAUCGAAUGAGCCGCCUUACGAGCCCUUUAUCAGGUUCUCAUCUUCGUAACCAGCUUUCUUCAUCUUGUUCUUAAGUGGAUUGAUUGAUUUCCUAAUCCAUCCCCUAUCGUUGUUCUCCCAAGUUUGGUUCAUAAAGAUGUUGCCCACGCCCCCCCUCCCCCCAAAUCUCCUUGGAUCACUCUCAAAUUGCACUCCAUGACGAUUUUGGCGCGUGCCGAUCCUCCCAAAUGGAAAACUGAACUGGUUUUUGAGCGACUUUGACAAGAGCAGAAUUGGUGGACAUUUACACGUUGAAAGAAUCCCUUUUUGUUGUGUUUGUCAUUAACUCUAUGCCAUUCUUACAUUGCAUUCACGAAUUUGAAAUAUAACAUCAACAAGAGAA
Messenger RNA from Tigriopus californicus, 1431 nucleotides. RefSeq lists its product as uncharacterized. NCBI's taxonomy places the organism in Eukaryota, Metazoa, Arthropoda, Copepoda, Harpacticoida, Harpacticidae. The record is from RefSeq and is a predicted model, not a curated record. The transcript is spliced from 5 exons. Bases 221 to 922 code for a protein of 233 amino acids.